This is a messenger RNA of Fundulus heteroclitus (mummichog), 3416 nucleotides long. RefSeq names its product thrombomodulin. Lineage: Eukaryota; Metazoa; Chordata; Actinopteri; Cyprinodontiformes; Fundulidae. The coding region runs from base 357 to 1919 and encodes 520 amino acids. The record is from RefSeq and is a predicted model, not a curated record. The transcript has a single exon. Gene Ontology annotation, molecular function: calcium ion binding.
GUUUUUGGUGAAAGGUGAUUAGGGGUCUGGAUAUGUCAUCCAAUUAAAAAAAUCGCGCAUUUGAGCGUGCACACGUUGUGACGUGUGUGUGCGUGUUUGUGGAAAUGUGUGUAGGCUUGUGUGUUUUGAUGGGCAAUACAGUGGAGAUAAGGCCUCUGGACGGGGUGGGGGUUGAGCAAUCUGACCACGGCUCCACAUUCUGGCCAGAGCGGAACUUCCUUCCUUGCCUGAUCCUGCACAGAACAAACACUCCGAGGCUUGUAUAAAUGGGAGCUAUGGUGAGCCGCCAGACUCUGUUUCAGCUUUGGAUCGCCGAUCAGAACCGUCGAUACGACCGCAGGUCCUAAGUAGAAGCCAUGCUCUUUUUUUCCGCCAGCAUGAAUCUGAUCACUCCGACGCUGUUUUUCUGCGGGCUUUUCCUGCAGGAAGCUGCCGCCUCCCAGCGCGCUCGCUGCUCCGGGGAUCUCUGCCUCUUCCAGCGGUCCGCGGGCUUUAACGCAGCGGAGAGAGAGUGCCAAGAAUCGGACGGACAGCUGGUCCAGUCCGGCGCUGAUGACCAGAUGACGGCGUUAAAGCGUCUGAUGAUCGACGUCAGCGGGAGAUUCUGGCUGCACGGUGGCCCGAACUGCACCGCCGUGUCUGGGGGGAGGGGGCGCAAUGUCACGGUGCUGUCCGAGCCGUGCCGAAGCACCUUGGACGGCUUCUUGUGCCUGUACGACCCCUCGUCUGUUUGCAGCGCCGUUCAGAGCGCAGGGGGCAACUUUGUCACGUACAGCACAUCCAGGGGCUUUGUCGUGCUGGAUUCGGAGACGUUUCCACCGGGGACCCUGGCCCUGGUGGUGCCGCGCAACGCUCAUUACCCAGACUCCAAGUAUCUGUGCCUCUCGCACUGGUUGCAGGCUCCGUGGACCUGCGAGGUCCUGGAGGGAGGCUGUGAUCACGAAUGCAACAAAACAGCAAACACCUGUAUGUGUCCGCCCGCGCAUUCGCUCCAUCACAACAACAUCUCCUGCGCGGAGCCCACGGGUGUCCCGUCAGAGAUCCAGGGGUGCCCCAGGGGCUACAAGCUGGCGGCGGACGGGCGGAGCUGCGAGGACGUGAACGAGUGCGCGGACGACCCUUGCAUAGAGGAGGGCGAGCACUGCGUAAAUCUGGAUGGAGGGUACGAUUGCCGGUGCGCCGAUGACUUUAUUGAGGAGGACGGCAGGUGCGUAAACAUAUCGAUCUGCAGCUUGUGCGAGCACAUGAAGUGUGACAAGAUCAGCGGGGUGUACCAGUGCGUUUGCAACGAGGGCUUCAGGGUCUCCCCCAGAGACCCCACCAUGUGCGAGCGGGACUGCCAGAGAGAGUGCCCCGCCAUCUGUAAUCCCAAUCCGGAUCUGGAGAAAAAGGACAUGCAGCAGUGCUUCUGCCCCGACAACUACAUCCUGGACAUCAGAGAGGGGACGGCCACCUGCUACGACAUCGAUGAAUGCGAAGCCCAGGCGAUGUGCGACCACCAGUGCGAGAACCUGUUCGGCGGCUUCAGGUGUACGUGCAGGAAAGGCUACACGCUGCAGGGGAAAGAAAAGUGUGUCCGGCUGCAGGGGGCAAGUGAGGAGGAGGAGGGGGAGGAGGAGGCAUCGGGGUCACCUCCUCCGAUUCUCGCUCCGGCCAGCACACCGAUCAGCCUCCAGCCGGCCGCCGUGCCCUCUUACGUCAAGACCGGCAGCGUCCUGGGCAUCACCGUGUUCCUGGGGCUGUGCGUCGUGCUGCUGGUGUGCGUGGUCAGAACCGCCGCGAGACGCUGCGGCAGGUUGACGCUGAACUCCCUAAAACCCAGGGACAUAGACAUUUUCUACCUGCAGCAGAUCACGACGGAGACCUACAAGAGGUUAUCCUUCGACAAGCCGUUUAAAAACGAGCCGCAAAGAGUCUGAGGAGGGCGCGGCGCCUGCGCAGUUGGGAUGCACCGAUCAGCCUUUUCUUUCUUUGCUUGAAAAGGCCCGAUUUUCUCUCUUAAAACCCCAAACCAAGUGCAAGAAGAACGCAGCUCUGCCUUAAACCUCAAUGAUUUGCUUCAUCCAGUAACAAAUGGAUUAGGUUUACCCAGCUUACAUGUAUUUAUGAUGGUUUAACUUGACAACAUAUAAACUGAACAAAUGAAGUUGGAUUAACUUCAUUCAAUUACUUGUUACCAACUGGAGCAAUUUCUAUAAGUUGGAGCUGUAAGCGAGUUCAAUGAUAAAGGUAAUUUUGGAUUAAAUAGAAAAGACAAAAAUUACAAAGGCAUGCUCCUCACCAUCACACCUGGCUGUUAUGAAACCCCAAAAAAGCAUCAACGCACAUCCUAGUUGAUGCAUCUGUAGACCAAAGAUGAGUUUUUAGCUUUGUUGUCUUUAAUGAUAUCAUAAGCCUUAUUAACAAGCUAUUACUGACCAGAGCUGAUCAUGUGGAAAUUGGCCUAUUUUGAUCUCGGGCGGACUGAUCGGUGCAUCUCUAAUAUCCUCUUCUGAUCUGAUGCGCUGGUGUCUGCCGUCGGAGACAGAAAAGACCCCAAAGCUACUUUAUAGGUCACACCGUAAAGCCGUCCAACACACGAGAGAAGCGAGAAUGAACAGCAAUAAGGUCUUUGUAGUUGUUGUUGAUUUUUUUAACGAUAGAAUUAAAGCUGUUUCUGUGCGCCAUAAAAAGGAAAUAUCGGUUUUCAACCAGAAGACGCUCUGAUCAGCCUGAGUAAUGGUACUGUACAGUCAGGAGAAAGUCCUGCUUCUCCACCACGCCACGCUCCCUCGUGUUUGUGAAGCUGAACCUGUUUUAAUCCUCCGACAAAGUCACGUUUAGUGUGAAGCUAAAAACAAAAGGCACUGGAUGUAGAAAAAGGAACAAAAUCCGCUGCUGCUGUCAGCUGCCUCAGACGUUUGCUCUGGAUUUACGGACCUUUGACACAAACAGGGCAGAUCUGAUCACCAUUGGGAGAGGACCGCGUCAAGCAACCCAGCAUGGAAACAGAGCGGACUGAUGACAUGUGGGUUAAAUAUAAGAUAGUAUUUAUGUCAAAAGGCGAACUUUGGGCUGAUUUGUGCAAAAGAGAUUCACUCUGUGUGACAAACAACCCGCGAACUGAACAUCACCAGCAUCACUUGGAGUUCUUCUGAAUACUCAGAAUGUACAGUCUGUUUGCUGCUACGUAUAACUUCACUGUUUAACGGGCUGAUCCUCACCGGUCAUCUUCAUAUGAAUGUAAAAAAAAAAAAAAGAAAAAAUUUAAAACUGUGCUGCUAUAUUACAGCUGCAAACAUCUGGUCUGACAGACUUACGGCAAGCCUCGUUAUAUUUAAUCAUGUUUACACUGUUUCUCCACUAGAAAUGUCUAUAAAUGUCUAUGAAUUUAAGUCAUUCAAGAAAAGGGGAAUAAAGAUGAAAAGUUGUCCAUA